CUGAUAAUGCUGCGCGUACAGUCCGUUCCAUGUUUUCUCUGCGCCGCUGCGUGCGCGCUGUGUGUGCGCCUGCCCGAGUGCGUGCGCGCGCGCACGGCUGAAUGCAAUGGAGGCGACAGCAUCGGGAUUGUUGUGAAGGGUUUGACGAUGGCCCUCGCCUUGAGAUGAAGCUUAUUGGAAUGAGAAUGACGGCCGAGCGGAGGUGAAAGGCGCAGCGGGGGACGCACGCGCACGGUGGCAGCCAGACGCGUUCGCACCGGGGAAUACGUUGAGCUUCUACUUUUGGAAUUGCGCGACACUCAACGAAGGAAGGUGGAGCUGCGAGCUGCCGUAGGCGAGGACACCUGCACGCUGUUUUUUUUUUUCCCCUUCUUCUACUUCUUCUUCCUCCUCCCUUUUUUGGGGAAGUGUUUGCGCGGCCAACUGAACUCUAUGGGGAUGAAGGCGGAAUGUAUUUCCUGUCCUCUUUUUGCGCCUUUGGAUGACCGGAAAGUCACUCAAUAAUUUUCCGUCAACUAGUUGAACGUGUUGAGGAAAAGAUCGUUUAACCAUGCGAGUUAUUUUCACGGAGAAGAUGUGCUGAGUUUCUGAGGCAGGACUUGCCAUGUUCCUCCUGGAUGGGAACUGUACUGAAGGGAUGGAGAGAGGGACGGCUCAGAGGAAGACAGUGUACCGCAUCUCCCUCACGCUGGUGAAGAAGGAGACAUCGGAGGAUGGACAAGAUGCAUCGGAUAAGCCAAAAGUGGGGAAGGUGAGGGCCUUCAGGCAGCAAGCUUCACUGGAGGCCCCGCGCAGUGGCCUGCUCGAACAAGUGGAAGAAGUGGAGGACGAAUCUGAUGAUUUGUCAUCGCAAAGCCACAUGAGGAACUUCAGGACGUAUAGCACCGGCCAGCUGGAGCUGGGGAGGCUGAAACUGGCUCGCAAGCAGCAGCUCCAAAUGACAAAGAAAAAAAACGCCGCGUCCAUGAGUUGGCAGGAAUCUCCACCCAGACUUGAGGAGAACAUUUGUGCGAGGACGGACUCUCCUGGGAAUGUGGUGAGUAGCGGCGUGAUGAAGAUGAAGAGACUCUUCAAGUCAAAGAGUUUGGAGAAGAGCCCUGAGUCAUUAGACCACGGGGGGACGCCGCCACACCUAAACGGAACGUCACCUCCAAACGGGAUACCUGAGACUCCACCUCGGCGGGAACCCGCCGGCCUGCUGCGCCGCAGCUUCAGCUUUCGACACUGGACAGGCAGCGAGCGGCCACGUUUGCAAGCGCUAAUGAAGGACAAACAGCAAAACAGUUCCGCUCGCACAGAUCUGGAAUCCGCAAGCCCGAAGGUCACCCAGGACGAUGGCGAGUUCCAGAGCCCCGCCGCCCGCCCUCGCCUCGGCACCAUGGAGAAAAGCCGAACGCUGGAAGUCGGUGCCAUCCUGAACAAGACGGACCCCGUGUUUGACGUCAGCUGCUGGGAGAGCGCACACGGCGGGAAGAAUCGCACGCUGGACAACAGUGACCUCCAGGUUCUGGCCGCGCACAAGGACGGGGCGGCGCUUCGGAGAGGAGGACGUUCCGGUGAGAGGAGGCUGCUACGCUUCUUCAGCGGCAUCUUCUCCCGCAGGGACGGGACCGGCACCUGGACGCCGGUGGGAAGCCCCGGCGCCGUCCGUUCCCUCCGGCACAGAACCACUCCUCUGCAAUCCAGCACGGAGAGUGUGAACGGAAGCCCAGGCGAUGCAUUUGUGAACAGCCAGGAGUGGACUCUCAGUCGCUCUGUGCCGGAACUCAAAGUGGGCAUUGUGGGUAACCUGGCCAGCGGGAAGUCGGCGUUGGUCCACAGAUACCUGACAGGAACGUACGUCCAGGAGGAGUCACCCGAAGGUGGACGUUUUAAGAAGGAGAUGGUGGUUGAUGGGCAGAGUCACCUGCUGCUCAUCAGGGAUGAAGGGGGACCACCGGAGGCACAGUUUGCUCUGUGGGUUGAUGCAGUCAUCUUUGUCUUCAGUCUGGAGGAUGAGAUCAGCUUCCAAACCGUUUAUCAUUACUUCAACCGUCUUGCCAACUACAGGAACGCUGCCGACCUGCCCCUGGUCUUAGUUGGCACGCAAGACGCCAUCAGCUCGUCCAACCCGAGGGUGAUUGACGACAGCCGGGCCCGAAGACUGUCCAACGACCUGAAGCGCUGCACCUACUACGAAACGUGCGCCACCUACGGCCUCAACGUGGAGCGAGUCUUCCAGGACGUUGCUCAGAAGAUCGUGGCCUCUCGGAAGAAGCAGCAGCUGUCCAUAGGCCCGUGCAAAUCGCUCCCAAACUCGCCGAGUCACUCGUCCAUCUGCACCACGCAGGUGCCCAACGUCCCGGUCAACCAGACAAGUAACGGCGGCGGCAGUUUGAGCGACUACUCGUCGUCGGUGCCGUCCACGCCGAGCACCAGCCAGAAGGAGCUGCGCAUCGACGUCCCGCAGAGCACCAAUACGCCCACGCCCGUCCGAAAGCAGUCCAAGCGGCGCUCCAACCUCUUCACCUCGAGGAAGACCAGCGAGACGGACAAGGAUAAAAAAGGGCUGGAGGCCCGCGCCGACAGCAUCGGCAGCGGGCGAGCCAUCCCCAUCAAACAGGGUAUGCUGCUGAAGAGGAGCGGCAAGUCCCUCAACAAGGAGUGGAAGAAAAAGUAUGUGACGCUGUGCGACAAUGGGCUGCUCACCUACCACCCCAGUCUCCAUGACUAUAUGCAGAACGUCCACGGGAAAGAGAUUGACCUGCUGAGGACCACGGUGAAGGUGCCGGGUAAACGGCCGCCGCGAGCCGUGUCCACCUGCGCCGUCAUGCCCAGCCCCAAAACCAACGGCCUGACCAAGGACAUGAGCAGCCUGCAACUGGGACACAUUCCAGGUUCGGUUAGCAGCAGCUCGUCGGUCUCUCAGAUGGCGAGCGGCAUAAGCUUGAUGUCCUUUAACAACCGAGGCUCGGACGGCAUGGGCGGGCACCAGCGCUCGUAUUCCGUCUCCAGCGCCGACCAGUGGACCGACGCCGGCGUCAUCGCCAACUCGGGAAUCGGCACGGACGGGGCCUUGGGCGACUGCAUGUCUUCCAGUCCCAGCAUCUCCAGUACAACCAGUCCCAAGAUGGAGCCGCCGCCAUCGCCGCACGCCAACCGCAAAAAGCACCGGCGGAAGAAAAGCACCAGCAACUUCAAAGCGGACGGCCUCGCCGGUACCGCCGAAGAGCAAGAGGAGAACUUUGAGUUCACCAUUGUAUCACUUACGGGUCAAACGUGGCAUUUUGAAGCCACUUCGUACGAGGAGCGAGACGCCUGGGUGCAGGUCAUCGAGGGUCAGAUCCUGGCCAGUCUUCAGUCCUGCGAGAGCAGCAAAAACAAGUCUCGUCUGACCAGCCAGACAGAGGCCAUGGCGCUGCAGUCCAUCCGAAGUAUUCGUGGAAAUGGCCGCUGUGCCGACUGUGACUCUCAAAACCCAGAUUGGGCCAGCCUCAACCUCGGCGCCCUGAUAUGCAUCGAGUGCUCGGGCAUCCACAGGAACCUGGGCACCCACCUGUCCCGGGUACGCUCGCUGGACCUCGACGAGUGGCCGCUGGAACUCAUCAAGGUCAUGUCGGCCAUCGGCAACGAGUUUGCCAACAGCGUGUGGGAGGCCAACUCGCAGGGUCACCUGAAGCCUGGACCGGAUGCCAGCAGGGAAGAACGCGAACGCUGGAUCCGGGCCAAGUACGAGCGGCGUGUGUUUCUGGCCUCGCUGCCGUGCGCCGAGCUGUCGCUCGGCCAGCAGCUUUUGCGAGCGACGGUGGAGGAGGACGUGCGCGCCGUCGUGCUGCUGCUGGCGCACGGCUCCAGGCAGCAAGUCAACGAGACGUGCGGCGAGGGAGACGGACGCAACGCGCUGCACCUGGGCAGCCACAAAGGCAACGUGGUCAUCACACAGCUUCUCAUCUGGUACGGCGUGGAUCUGAUGGCGAGGGACGCCCACGGCAACAGCGCCCUGGCGUACGCCCGACAAGCCAACAGCCAGGAGUGCGUGGACACGCUAGCCCAGUACGGCUGCCCGGAUGAACGCUACCCGCUCAUGGCCACGCCCAACCUGUCGCGCCGCAACGCCAACCGCAACAACAGCUGCAGCAGCACGGGCAGCGCCGCCGGCGGCGGCAGCGCCUUCAUCUGAGGCCUCGUUGGGAGAAGCGUCGUCCUUCUUUCGGGUAGCGCCCGCUACUUGUCGUGACUCUGGGCUUCGCCCGCCUCGCCCGUCGGACUGGUUGAACCAAGUGACGAGCGCGGGGAGUACCCAAAGCAUGCUGGGUACUGCACCGGCAUCACUUUCACCUCAGACUCUGGAUGGCCGGUGUCAUCCUUCUCUUCACACACUACAAGGCCAGUUUGCUCUCAGGCAGCGUCACUUUCCCCGACCCAAGCAUAUCGUCUCCCGGCCCCGUGUCCGCUCCAUUUUUUCCCUAACUUCUGUGAACUAAUUUACCCGUGUUAAAUGUGACAAAUACGUACGUAACCUAAGGGGGAGAAAUCUGGCAUGUUUGGACUUUUUGCUAUCUGGACUGCUGGACGGGGAAUGUCGGAUCAGGCUCAGGGGCACGGUGGUUCAGCGCUAGCGUGCAAAUGGUGCUCACACGUCUUCAUGGUGAAGUUGACCGCAAAGACUUGGUCCCAACGCGAGCGCGGCGCCAUUUGAAAGGCAGAGGUGGAAGGGGCGGGGUUUGAGGUUGCUGUUUUGGAAUGUGUGAAUGUGGAAUGGCAAAAUGAGUGACUGAGCAAGAUUGUAAAAUAUGACUUUGAAGAACUCGCCAAGUAAUAAUGACUUGACUGGACUUGUCGAUGAACGUCCUCCCACCUCUGCUUGAAGGUACUGUGCUCGUGUCCCAAAAAGCGCCAGCUUUAGCAAAAAGUCCCGUGCGUGGAGAAUGCUAACCACUUUAGCAUCAUUUCAAAAACAAUGCUCAAAAAGACUGAUUUUUUUUUGGAUCUACACACCGUCCCUUUAACACUCAGUGAGUUUGCGUGCUUUCAUGUGUGUCCACUUCCUUCUGGAGCAAAAAAGGGAAUCUAACCUCUUCAGGAUAUCUUCUCGUAAGCUCCUGCUGGCCUUUCAGCUCGGAGCUAGGAAGGGCUUUUUCUUGCGUGCAAAUUAAUUUAAAAACAAUGUUACCGGUCCUCCUUGAGAUGUGCUGACAACCGCUAGACUGAAGGUGGUGCUCAUUUAUCCACGGCUUCAAGUUUAACCGCCAACCCGGGAGACUAUUUAUUUAUUUACUCUCUUCUAUUUUGGCUUCACUGUGUCAGGUGUGACAACUAGGAAGCAAGGCUGCAUUAGUGGAUGACUGAGGGCUACAAAGUGAGCUUAAUGGCCCAAAAUAGUCUCGCAUAUCUCAUUGAUUUGACUGAAUGUGCCGUUCCUUCGCUGUGUUUCCUCACCACGUGACUGCUGAGCAAUGGAGGGAACCGUUUGUCCGUUUGCCAACUCAACCCUCAACCUGUGUAUAAAUCUUGAGCUGGGUACACACGUGCUUCUUAUUAGACAACGGCAAGUUGUGCAAAUAGUACUGAAACACUGAAUCAUUUGGACCUGUGCAUUGAAAAGUUUGCAAUUCAAAGUUCACUUGUAAAGUACGUUUUACCUCAUCCUGAAAUCCUGAAACGCUAAUAUUUGGGCAGUUUGUUCAACUAUGACCUCCUAAUAACUGCUUAAGUUUUUGACUAUUCAGAUGUGAAUCAUCUUGAAAUACUUUCAAAGUCUCUCCCUCUUGGUCCAGAUGUAUGUUGUAGUACCAACAUUGGCCUGUGAGAGGUGCCACGGGGCAUACAGGCUGCCGGAUAAUCUAAAGUUCUUUUGGAUUCUCUAGAAGUAUCUGGGUUAAGUAUUUGUUUGUCUGCAAACAAGGCCCGAUUGGUAUGUGUGUGCCCAGUUUAAAGUCACAGACACUCUAACGUUGAUUUUUUUUUUUUUUUUGCCUUUGUUAUAACCCAUCUGCCUUCCUUCAACCUGUGAUCGUGGAAACCCCGCCCUCACCAUGAUGUCUCCUUAAAAUAACUUUUAUUUUAUUAUUUUAUAUUUUUUCAUGCUAUUUUAUUUAUGUCAAAAAAAUGCACUAAAUUCACUUAGCAUUAGCGUGUAGCCUUGAGGCUAUUUGCAAUUGGAUGCUUUUACUUUAGUUUUGGACAAGGUUAGCGGCUACCGUUGGCUUGAAGUACCCUUUGUUUUGUCUGUGCUGGACAUUCUUCUACUAUGCUAGCACAAGUUUAAAAAAAACCAGUGUGAAUAAACUUUUAUGUGGGCCAACAAGAGAAGUGCAGCUAGCUCUCAGACAAAAGCCGUUUAACGCUAGCCGUGACCUCAACGUUAGCUUGUUAGCUCGUCUCUCACGUGUAUUUUGUAUAGGUUGACCCCCUCAACUGGUUCCAAGUCCAUCCAUGUUUUUAAUAUUCUGAUUUCUCGUUCAGACACAUUAUUGAUGUGCUUGUGGUUCUAAUAAUUGUUUAGUUGGAUGUACAGUAAGAUAACAGAGAAUCUUCUACUGUAAUGUGUCUGUCUCUUUUCAAUAAAGACCAGAAUGAUGUUCACUCA
Syngnathus typhle (broad-nosed pipefish) is the source of this 6568-nucleotide messenger RNA. RefSeq names its product ArfGAP with GTPase domain, ankyrin repeat and PH domain 1 (gene agap1). The record is from RefSeq and is a predicted model, not a curated record. NCBI's taxonomy places the organism in Eukaryota, Metazoa, Chordata, Actinopteri, Syngnathiformes, Syngnathidae. Gene Ontology annotation, cellular component: nucleus. The coding region runs from base 605 to 4159 and encodes 1184 amino acids. Gene Ontology annotation, molecular function: GTPase activator activity; GTPase activity; GTP binding. The transcript has 18 exons.